AUGCCUCCAACUCUUUAUCUUAUUCGACACGCCGAGGCCGAACACAAUGUCAAGUUUCGUUUUACCCCUCCUCGAUUCCACAUUCCAGAUCCAAUUUUAACUCCUAGAGGUCGUACAGAAUGUCAGAACCUCCGCAAACCAUUCCCGCAUCAUAAUAAGAUUGACCUAAUUCUCUCAUCACCCCAUCGCCGUGCCAUUGAAACCACUCUUUUUUCAUUUAGCAAUACACUUGCCCGACCUGAGGUUCCUUAUCUUCUAGUGCCUAAUGCUCAGGAAGUUAUUGCCAAACCUUGUGAUAUAGGGUUCUCACUGGACAUAUUGAAGAACGAUGAGGGAUUAGCCUUUGGUGCGGAGAAGAUUGACUUCGAUUUAAUGGAGGAUGAAUGGAAUUCGAAGAAAGAUUUCUAUGCACCUAAUCAUGGAGCCGUCGAAACACGGGCUGCUGCUCUUCGAGCAUGGCUCUAUGGGCUUGAAGCACAGUAUAUCAUUCUAGUGGCACAUGGAGGGUUCCUUUAUUACUUGACUGAGGACGGGACAGUCAGUGAUCCGAAGAAAGGUACUGGUUACAACAAUUGUGAAGUCCGAACGUUCACGUUUACGAAAGACUCGACAGCAGAAAGAGCUCGCAUUGUUGAAGUUGGAAUGAAGAGGCAUGGUGUGGAAACGGACAACACUAUUUUGGCAGAAUUGAAUGAGGUCGGGUGAUUCUUGGAGUGCCUAUGUGACAUUUUUUCCCUUUAGUUGGCUAUUAUUAGCUAGACUAUAUGCCAGAUUCUCAAACGAAUUAACGGUGUCGUAACUUUUUGGGGGAUCUCUUGAUCGCUAGUAUGGAGCCAUCGAAAUCAGCCUCUAAGCUAGUGGUGCGAUAGAUAUAGCUGAUCUCGACCGCGUCUUUGGAGUGAACACUGAGAAUAGUACCAAUUGAGUCAUAUAGCCUAAGACAUAACGAAUUAUGCUGAUUGUCCUGUGCAUAUUACGGGUGGAAAAUGUGACCAGGAGCUCCUGCGGACUCUG
This is a messenger RNA of Botrytis porri, 1014 nucleotides long. RefSeq lists its product as uncharacterized. Gene Ontology annotation, molecular function: phosphatase activity. The record is from RefSeq and is a predicted model, not a curated record. Bases 1 to 705 code for a protein of 234 amino acids. Lineage: Eukaryota; Fungi; Ascomycota; Leotiomycetes; Helotiales; Sclerotiniaceae. The transcript has 5 exons. Gene Ontology annotation, cellular component: cytoplasm.